GUGCCCGCAUCCUUCGUCAACGGCUUUCUUCACGACCAACAUCCACGUCUCACAGCUCACUACGAUGGGAGAGUCGCGGACUGAGCUUAUUGCCUGGAUUAAUGAACUCCUCCAACUCAACUAUACAAAAGUGGAACAGUGCGGCACAGGGGGUGCAUAUUGCCAAAUUAUAGACUCCAUCUAUGGCGACGUACCCAUGAACCGCGUGAAGAUGAACGCGAAACACGAAUACGAGUUCAUCGCGAAUUUCAAGGUCUUACAAAACAUUUUCAAAGCUAAGAAAAUCGAGAAGCCAAUACCGGUGGAAAAGCUCGUAAAAUGUAAAAUGCAAGACAACCUCGAGUUCUUGCAAUGGAUCAAGAAAUUCUGGGACGCAAAUUUCGGAGGUCAAGGGUACGACCCUGUUGCACGACGGCGCGGUGCACCUACCGAUACUCCAGCAACGAUCGCACCAAUCGGCGGAGGUACACGCAGUGUAUCAGGUGCAGGGUUACACACUGGCGGAGCACGAGCCGGUGGUCGUACACCUGUGGGAGGUCCACGAGCCGGGAGUGCACAAUCAAACGAAGCCGUUCAUGCACUUCGCAAUCAAGUGCAGGAAAUGAGCCAGCACCUUGAAGGUCUCGAGAAGGAACGUGAUUUCUACUUCGCGAAGCUUCGAGACAUCGAAAUUCUAGUGCAACAACAAAUGGAGGAAAACGAAAAGACAGGGACGGAGGAUCUAACAUUAACUGAAAUACAGAAGAUACUGUACUCUACAGAGGAAGGGUUCGAAGUUCCUGAGGGUGCGCCGGCGGUGGAUGAGGAGGAAACGUUCUGAAUAGCUCUGCUAAGUUAUCCUUGCCGUCGCUUCACACUUGUUGCUCUCCGUCACCUUCUGCCACUCAAUCAUUUCACUACUCCUUCCCGUCCUUACAAACACAUCGAGCUCUUUCAAGAAUAUCCUACCUCCUCCACACGAGCUAUACAAAGUGUCGCGUUAUUCGCGAUUAAUCCAGUUUGUCCAUCUCUUUCUCAAUUACCUUGAAUUGUUGAGAUUUCGGUUUGUUGAAAAUGUAGAGGUAAAAUGUACAUUGACACUUGUACACUGGACAGACUCUAAA
Fomitiporia mediterranea MF3/22 is the source of this 1103-nucleotide messenger RNA. Its product is annotated as EB1 domain-containing protein. The record is from RefSeq and is a predicted model, not a curated record. The coding region runs from base 65 to 820 and encodes 251 amino acids. The transcript is spliced from 6 exons. Lineage: Eukaryota; Fungi; Basidiomycota; Agaricomycetes; Hymenochaetales; Hymenochaetaceae. Gene Ontology annotation, molecular function: microtubule plus-end binding. Gene Ontology annotation, cellular component: microtubule plus-end; microtubule organizing center; spindle midzone. Gene Ontology annotation, biological process: protein localization to microtubule plus-end; spindle assembly; regulation of microtubule polymerization or depolymerization.